Molecule: messenger RNA, 2667 nt
Organism: Exophiala dermatitidis NIH/UT8656
Lineage: Eukaryota; Fungi; Ascomycota; Eurotiomycetes; Chaetothyriales; Herpotrichiellaceae
Exons: 1
Coding region: 1-2667 (888 amino acids)
Cellular component (GO): cytoplasm
Source: RefSeq, a predicted model, not a curated record
AUGAGUAACACUCCAAGCAAGCAGGGUGGGUUGGCCUCUCGGGGCCCCAUGCCGGCCUUCGGCACUUUUGGCGCCCACCAAGCUUCGGCUUCCCUCUUGCUCGAAAAGUCCAAUCCUGGCUUGCGCAGGUCCACCCCGGAUUCCGAGGCGCUGGCCUCCUCUGACGACGAGGUUGAGCACGCAAAGGCUACGGCUGCGAGCAAUGUCAAGCCGAACCGGAACGGUCGGAGAAAGUCCUGGCUGAACGAUGUCACGUCUGCCAACAUCAACCGGAAGCCUUCCGUUAGCGGUCCGUACAGUCCUUCCACCUCGCAUCCAGGAACUCCACGAUCCGAGCAGUCUCCAUGGACCAAUAUUAACCCUUCCACUGGUGUAGGAUGGCCUAGCCAACAAACCUCAUAUCCCUGGACCAUCUGGGGUCAAGACGGUCGAAAAGACCCGCCAGCCAGGCUACAGGAGGUCUUGCCUGCAGCGAACGGGAACGGGGAAGGCGGAAUUCCCUUCACCAUCCCCUUACAACCAACCCCGAAGACAUAUCGCUCACAGUCAUAUUCUGUUGGCCAGCUAGACACCACCUCCGCACCGAGUAUACCAAACCCCGUGUCAACAUCAGCUGAGGCCACUCGCACUCGGCUUGGUGGCCAAUAUCCGUCGUUGCAGCGACGCACGUCAAGGACCAGUGGCCUCGGCACCGUCGAAACUGGGGGACUCGGUAGAUUGCGUGAGGUGGAGGAUGAUGAAGAAGAACUCAGAAACAGCCGCAUGUCGGAAGCCAUCGCUACGGAGCAGGCUCGGAUGAUUGAACGCUUGGAAAAGGAAAACGCGCAGCUCCGCCAGGCGGCCCAAACGCAGCAUGAUAGAACCCUUUCUGGCGCAUCUACCUCUACGCAACCCCCACCUGGCUUCCGUAACACGCGCCUUCGCGCCGCCGUUCCUGAAGAGGCUGAAGUGGCCGUCGACGACCGGGAGGACCUCCCUCUUUCGGCGGGGUUUGGUGGUAGGGAUCACAACACUCGCCGUAUGAGUGAGCAGGCGCUUGGAUUUCCCGACCGGCCAACCCUCUCCUCCACCGAACACCGCAAUUUAGAGAGUGUCAGGAAAGCCCAGUGGCAGACGUCCCUUGGAUUCGGCCCCAUCCUGGAAGCCCCGCAAAGCCGGCGACAUUCGUUUGCUGAUGUGCCAACCCGGCAUGGCUCUUUCAGCUCCAACGGUAAGGCGACCGACACAAUACCCUGGCCGGGCCUUGGAACUGAUCUAUUAGAACGUGAGGACCAGUUGACGGCGUAUGAGAGUGGUUCCCAAACUUUAUCCCAAGGAGAUGACCGUGAGUUGGCCCUAGCACUGUUACAGCCCGAUGAAAUCCAGUUGAGAAUCCUUUACUUACACAACCGCCGUUUUGCAGCCUCAUACUUCAAUGCCACAGAAUCGACCCGUCGUGCUGCGGACGCUCGUGUCCACCAAUCGCAUCGUGAAAGUCAGCAUUACGGCCCGCUUGGCAUCAGUGCUUUCCUCGAACCUGCUAGCCAGCCUCUGUAUAUUGUCAAUUUCAAGUGUUGCCGCUCGGACGUCUUCUACAUCCAAGAAGGCACGGGGCUCCACGUCAAUGUCGGCGACCUUGUUAUUGUCGAGGCCGACCGAGGUACCGACCUAGGAACCGUGCAACAUACUAACGUGUCAUGGGAAGAUGCCCGACGAUACAAGGAGUACUAUGCCGAAGAACAUUAUAAAUGGCUGAUGAUGUUCUCGAUGCAAAGUCGGAAUGGAGGACCCAAUGCUGUCAACCCCAAUGGAAUCCCGGGACGACCUGGGAGUGCUGUCGGUGGUAUGGGGCCACAAGGUCAUCAUGGACCUCACGACGCUCCCCAUGCAGACCUGAAACCCAAGAUGAUCAAGCGACUGGCCCAGAACCACGAGAUACAAGCCUUGAAGGAUAAGGAAGGAAACGAGGCCAAAGCUAAGCGUGUGUGUCAACAAAAGGUCAUCGAGCAUCGGUUGAACAUGGAGAUUCUUGACGCCGAGUUUCAAAUGCAAGCAGAAACUACUUACCCGUUUUCUUUGUCCAUGGUACUGACUUCUAGCAGGGACAGCAAAAAACUUACCUUCUACUACUUUGCCGACAACUAUAUCAACUUCAACCAUCUUGUUACAGACCUCUUCAAGAUCUACAAGACCCGCAUCUGGAUGUCGGCCAUCAACCCUGCCUCUUUCCAGACUCCGACAGCCUCGCUGGGUAUCACACCUGUUUACGGUGGUGCGCACGCAGAGGAGCGCCACCGAAGAAGACAACAACCGUCGCAGCAGCAACCGCAACAACCACAACCACAUGGGAUUGGACCUCAACCUGUUACGACACCAUUCGGCGAUUCCUUCGAUGCCGAUCGGACUUUCAAUAACCAAGCCCAGGGCAUGCGUCCCAACUUUUACAGUCAAUUCCAGGAUGUUGGGGCAGGCCCUCAACAACUGCAACCGGGUAUGGCGUCGUUUUCUCCGACCAUGCCCGGACCAAUGGACCCUUUCAUGUCAUUCUACGCCCCGCCAUAUCAGGGUGCCAGUCCUGGCGGUCCCAACUUUACCGGUGGAAGGCCAGACUUUAGAGGCAGGGGGCCUAAUCAACCGGGUGAUAUGAGCUGGAUGGGACGCUUUCAAGGCCUAUCGCUCGGCUCUUGA